This is a messenger RNA of Colius striatus (speckled mousebird), 2338 nucleotides long. It is a transcript of the gene SLC25A30, whose product is annotated as solute carrier family 25 member 30. The transcript is spliced from 10 exons. The coding region runs from base 88 to 963 and encodes 291 amino acids. The record is from RefSeq and is a predicted model, not a curated record. Gene Ontology annotation, biological process: transmembrane transport. NCBI's taxonomy places the organism in Eukaryota, Metazoa, Chordata, Aves, Coliiformes, Coliidae.
GCAGGGGGCCGCUGGUGUUACAGCGGUAGCGGCGGCCGCGGCGGGACGCGUGGGUGAGGCAGCUCCUCGGUGAAAGAAAAAUCAAUAAUGUCGGUACUCAACUGGAAGACCUUUAUUUAUGGAGGUGUAGCAUCAAUCACUGCAGAAUGUGGUACUUUCCCCAUUGAUCUGACCAAAACACGUCUGCAAGUUCAGGGUCAAGCUAAUGAUGCCAAAUACAAAGAAAUCCGCUACCGUGGAAUGACACACGCGCUGGUCAGGAUAUGCAGAGAAGAAGGAUUGAAAGCUUUAUACUCUGGGAUUGCACCUGCAAUGCUACGACAAGCUUCAUAUGGAACUAUAAAAAUAGGCACUUACCAGAGCUUAAAAAGAAUGUUUGUUGAGCAUCCAGAAGAUGAAACCCUGAUGAUAAAUGUUCUAUGUGGUGUUCUUUCGGGAGUAAUCUCAUCAUGUAUUGCCAACCCUACAGAUGUCUUAAAGAUCAGAAUGCAAGCCCAAGGUAGUGUGAUUCAAGGAGGAAUGAUGGGCAACUUCAUACAUAUCUACCAAAAGGAAGGCACUAAAGGAUUAUGGAAGGGAGUAUCAUUGACAGCCCAGAGAGCUGCUGUUGUUGUUGGUGUGGAACUACCAGUGUAUGACAUUACCAAGAAGCACAUAAUCAUGUCUGGAUUUAUGGGAGAUACAGUAUAUACUCACUUCCUCUCAAGUUUUACUUGUGGGUUAGCUGGAGCCCUUGCAUCUAACCCAAUUGAUGUUGUGAGAACACGCAUGAUGAAUCAGAGAAGCCAACAACAUGGAGGACAUUCAAGCUACAAGGGUACUUUGGAUUGCAUCUUACAAAUGUGGAAGAACGAAGGGUUUUUUGCUCUCUAUAAAGGAUUUUGGCCAAACUGGUUAAGACUCGGUCCUUGGAAUAUCAUUUUCUUUCUGACAUAUGAGCAGCUGAAGAAAUUGGACUUGUGAUAUGCCAAACGGUAGACUGAAUUCUGUUUGUGUACAGCUUGAGUUUAGGGCAACUUGCAAGUUAUCCUGAGUAUUUGCUCAUUGAUGUCUGAGAUGCUGGCCAAAAGAAGAGCUUGUCACGAGACUGUUGCGAACGAAUACAACCUGCAAGUGACUUUGAGGCAAACUGGCUCCUGUAGCAGUGGAUUGCUGGCCUGAUGUAGAGGAUAUGCGCUGGUGGAAUAGUGGAACAAGGUGGAAUAGUGUCUGUCAACUGUUGAAGUCUUCUUGACUGUGAAAAUGUGUGAUGCAGUGUCCUGCUGUUAAGACUCAGAUGCACAGUGUUUAUAAAGAACAAUCUUUCCUUGGCAGUACCAAGGAGGUGGGCUUUUCUGGUUUUCAGAAGUGUAUAUGAUUUGACUGUUAUAGUUUGUUUUCUAAUUAACUGGAAGUGUCACAAGACAUCUUUGCAGGCUUUCAGUUCAGCAAAGCACCUGCUGCAAUGCAAAAUCUGCUUCUGGUUUUAGAGCUUUCUUGUGUUUCAAGUCCUUAGAUGUUGGCAUGGCUUGCUGGGAAUUAUCCAGCUUCAUUUGAAAACGCGGUCACUACAGUUGUCAGUUCUGCAUAGCUUGAGGAAAGGCUUUCCUCCCCACACCGCUCCCAAGUGUAUCAUUCUUAGUUUUUCAGCAUAAGUGAUUCCUCAACAUAUUCAUAUGUAAAUUGAAUGAAGUUCAAAUGAGUCCAUGCUCAUCUGCCUCUCUUGCAGAGAAGCUUUCUUUGCUUCUUCUGUUGCUGGGAAGAACUCCUUGUAGUGGUUACUGGCUGUUUCAGGGCAUGUGAAAUGCACAGGUUUUACAUGGAACAGUCCAGGCUAUGUUGUGCAGGUGCUGAUGUGAAAGAACCAACCCCCUUCAAAGGUAAGUCUGCCCUAAAUAUGCCUUUCCCUCUUCAAAGACAUGCCAAACCCAGAACAACUGAGCACUUCAUACAGCAAACAGUCCUAGGUGCCUGCAACGUCCAAGCAAGCACUUCAUGUAGAAAUUACACACGCUUCCUUAAAGCAUUGCCUUUUGUUUUUAGUGUGUAUCAAAACUCCAGGGGCAUUAACUAAACAGUUAUGUUAAGGUUCUUAUGAAAAGCUGCUGUGGAAAUCCAGGGCAGGAAAUGUGUGAGAGGCAAGUCGUAUGGUGAUCCUUCAGUGUUCACAGAGGGUAGCAAAGCAGGAUGCAUAGCUCUGCAAUUUUUGUGCCACUGUGUUAAUCAAAUAUUUAUGCUUGAUCAUGCAUUCCAUUUAAAUGGCAAUUUCCAAAUCAUCAUAAUCACUUAAAAUCGCCACUUUUGAAUUCACAGCUGGAUUUUUAAACGCACAAGGCACUUUCUUUCCUACAGCACAAUG